Neohortaea acidophila is the source of this 1359-nucleotide messenger RNA. RefSeq names its product ketopantoate reductase PanE/ApbA C terminal-domain-containing protein. Bases 1 to 1359 code for a protein of 452 amino acids. Gene Ontology annotation, biological process: pantothenate biosynthetic process. The transcript is spliced from 2 exons. Gene Ontology annotation, cellular component: cytoplasm; mitochondrion. The record is from RefSeq and is a predicted model, not a curated record. Lineage: Eukaryota; Fungi; Ascomycota; Dothideomycetes; Mycosphaerellales; Teratosphaeriaceae. Gene Ontology annotation, molecular function: NADP binding; 2-dehydropantoate 2-reductase activity.
AUGGCGGCCAAGCAGGGUGACGGAUCCGAGGCCUUGGUGGAGCAAGAGGCGGCGCCGGAUACACAACCAGCAGAAUACUCGGACGAUGAGCACUUGAGUGCCAUUGACAAGCAAUACGCCGCCACUUCUUCCGCCGUCCCACGACGCAUCCAUAUCCUGGGCACGGGGAGCAUCGGCAAACUGGUGGCGCAUGCACUACGAGGAAUCGCGAAGCCGCCGCCCAUCACGUUGAUCUUCCACCGAUAUCAACUUUUAAAAGCAUGGCAGGAGGGCAAACAGGAAAUCACGAUCCACGAUGACGGCCAUGACAUUCCCCGGUCGGGUUUUGACGUUGAGUUGAUGCAGGAGGUACGGAAGCAGCACGGCUCGCAGCAAGGGCAGCAGCCACAACAAGAACCACCCGCCGAUGCCUCUCCGCUCCCCUCCCAGUCUUUCGUCAGCGACGAGCCCAUCUACAAUCUCAUCGUCACCACCAAAGCUGCGAUCACCGUCCCUGCUUUGUCCGCGGUCAAGCACCGCAUUGGCCCCACCAGCACCAUCUGCUUCCUUCAAAACGGCAUGGGCAUCAUCGACGAAGUCAACGCCAAACUCUUUCCGGAUGAAGACUCCCGCCCCAACUACAUCCAAGGCAUCCUCACGCAUGGCGCGAAUGUGCCACCGGAGAAGAAAGACCCAUUUUACGCCGUGCACGCCGGCCAUGGCAGUAUUGCCCUCGGCCUCCUGCCCCGCGCCAAAUCCACUGCAAAUAAGUCCGAAGCCGCCGACGAUGCUCCCAAAGACGAAAAAGACAUCCGUCCCAAACAAUGGGCAGCUACCUCCCGCUACCUACUGCGCACCCUUACCCGAUGUCCAGUUCUGUGUGCUGUAGGCUUCACGCCAACAGAGCUCCUGCAACAACAGCUCGAGAAGCUCGUAGCCAACAGCGUCGUCAACCCCCUCACCGCCCUACUCGACAACCGCAACGGCGCCCUGCUCUACAACUUCGCCCUGACACGCACCAUGCGCCUCCUCCUAGCAGAAACCAGCCACGUCAUCACGCACCUGCCCGAACUCCGCGGCCUACCCGGUCUCGAGCAGCGCUUCAGCACCGAGCGCCUGGAGACGCUCGUCGUCGGCGUCGCCAACAAAACCAAGGACAACAUCAGCAGCAUGCUGGCGGACGUGCGCGCCGGCCGCAAGACGGAGAUUGAGUACAUCAAUGGGUAUAUCGUCAAGCGCGGCGAGGAGCUGGGCGUCAAGUGUUUGGUGAAUUACGCGAUUAUGCAGACGGUGAUUGGCAAGGCGCAGAUGCUGCAGCGCGAGACGAGAGGCGAGGUGGCGACGGAGGAGGAGAAGGGGAGGGCGUUGCGGGGGGAUUAG